GCCUCCCGCGCACACACGGCCAUGGCGGAGGCCUCCUCGCUGGAGAGGCAGAGCCCUCAAGUGGUCUCCUGCCUUACUCACAGUUUGUGCCCCAGGGAGCCCGGAUUACCGACAACAGCAGAAGUGGGUGUACAGCGUCACCCUUGUGUUUCCUGAGCUGAAGGCCUUGCCCAAGCCUUGCAGGCACCAGAAACCAGGUGUGUCAAUGGGCUCUGCAGACCAGCAGUUCAACCUCGCCGAGAUCCUGUCGCAGAACUACGGCAUCCGGGAGGAGUGCGAAGGGACCACAAGACGCCCAGCACAGCCUGAGGAGGAGCUGGACAAGGACUUCAUUUCCCAGAGCAGUGACAUGCCCCUUGAUGAGCUGCUUGCCCUCUAUGGCUAUGAGACAACAGACCCCAUCUCGGAGCGGGAGAGUGAGGGCAGCGAUGCCACAGCCACCCUCCCAGACAUGACCCUGGACAAGGAACAAAUAGCGAAGGAUUUGCUUUCAGGGGAAGAAGAGGAAGAGACACAGUCCUCGGCCGAUGAUCUCACCCCAUCUGUUACCUCCCACGAGGCUUCUGACCUUUUCCCUAGCCAGAGUGGACCCCGCUUCCUGACUGGCACAGAGAAAGAGCUGGGCUCUUCCACCUCAUCAGACACUGAGGAGGACCCUCUUCCUGCCAACAAAUGUAAGAAGGAGAUCAUGGUUGGGCCUCAGUUCCAAGCCGACCUCAGCAACCUGCACUUGAAUCGCCAUGGUGAGAAGAUUUAUGAGAAUGAUGACCAGCUGUUGUGGGACCCCAACAUCCUCCCUGAGAGGGAGGUGGAGGAGUUCCUGUACCGGGCAGUCAAGCGGAGAUGGCACGAGACGACCGGGUCUCAGCUCCCAGAGGGAGAAAUGGUGAAAGAUAGUGAGCAGGCGCUGUAUGAGCUGGUGAAAUGCAGUUUCAAUGUGGAGGAGGCUCUGCGGAGACUGCGGUUUAACGUGAAGGUGAUCCGAGAUGGGCUCUGUGCUUGGAGUGAGGAGGAGUGUAGGAACUUUGAGCAUGGCUUCCGAGUGCACGGGAAAAACUUCCACCUAAUCCAGGCCAACAAGGUGCGUACAAGGUCUGUGGGCGAGUGUGUGGAAUACUACUACCUGUGGAAGAAGUCUGAGCGCUAUGACUACUUCUCCCAGCAGACGCGGCUGGGCCGGAGGAAGUACGGCCCAUCAGGAACUACGGAUACAGACCAGGACCUAGAUGGCAGUGACCCCGAUGGCCUCGCCCGUCCCCGCUCCUCACCGCCCCCGCCCCCUGCCGCUGAUGGCCUAAGCCCUGAGCAGGACCCUCUGGCACGGAUGCACAUAGAGCCGCUGAGCAUGGACGGUGUGACUGGCAGUGUUGGUGAACCCGAGGGAGGCUCCAACAGCCUCCCAUCCUUGGAGCAAGAGCCCUGUCUGUUCCAGCAACUGGACACCCCGCCAACUGUGCCCGUGCCCCAGCAGCCCCCAGCCCUGGCCGAGCCGGCCUUCUGCCCCUCCGCUGCAGCUGCUCCAGAGCCCAGCACCAGCUCGAGACUGGCUGUGGACUUGGCCCUGCCAGGGGCCCUUCCUGAGGAGCUGCCCCAGGUCUCCAGCCACGUGGAUAUGGAUGGAGAGCCCGAGGAAGCUGUGGCCCCUGCACAGGUGGCCUUGUCGGUCACUGAGUUUGGACUCAUUGGCAUUGGGGAUGUGAAUCCUUUCCUGGCUGCCCACCCAGCGUGCCCGGGCCCUGGGCUGCACUCGGAGCCCCUGUCACACUGUAACGUGAUGACCUGUUGAUUCCUGGCCACAGGCGGGUGUGUGUGGCCUAGACUGGACUUGGGGCCACUGUGGGUCCUGCCUCUGUCAGUCUUCCCGACCCUUUUCCUCGUGGGCCUCGGGUAACACCAUCUCUGCUUCAGAACACUUCAAGGACUAGGGUGAGCAGUGGCAGGGCUAUCAGCCCUGCCCCUCGCCACACAGCCCGGCACCCUCAGCACCUGGCACCACUGCCUGGCUGCAGGCUGCCUCCGUGGGACCUGUUGGGCAGCUGGGUGCAAAGGGCCCGGCCCCCUCUGGCCAGCAGAGGCAAAGAAAGGCAUCCCUGCCCGUCAGGGAGAUGGGGAGACAGGGCAGGACGCCGCCCCCCACCAGCAGCCUCUGCCCAGGGAGCCCCCCAGCACCUGCUUGGCUCUGUCUCACUGCACCUGGCAGGGCCAUGGGCUGCCCCAGCCCAGGGGUCGGUGAGCAGCUGCUACUCGGUGCCAAACCCCACGGGGCACAGAGCCAUAUACCUCGACGUUGGCCCCGCCCCACCUUUGACCUCACCCACUCUGUCCACUUCAGGAAAAGCCGCACUUUACGCCCACCUGCCUCCUCUCUAUCUGCCCCAGGGCUUCUCAGCAGCCUCCUGGGUUCCAAGAGACAGGUGACUGACACCCCCUGUUGCCUGCAAUGCCGAGGGGCCAGGCUCCAGCCUGUUUUUCUGACCCUGCGGGUCGUAUUUCUGUUGAAGCUCCCCAGCAAGAUGGUUUGGGGUCCUGGUCCGUUUCUUCCCCCACCUCCCUCUUUUUAUUUAUGUUUCUGUUUACAAAUUAGAGUGGGGUCCUCCAGGGGGGCAGGGCAGCACCCCCAGCCAUUGGGUGUCAUCAGGAGAGUUUUGGCUCGAGCCCAUCUGCAGAGUUGGACUCAUCCUUCCCUGUCACCCCACCAAGGACCACACUGUGAAGUGAAAACUGCCUUGAAUCUCUUGCUGUUUUAUUUAUUAAACUUUAUUUGAAGCCCUGUGGGUGCCUCGUGGUGGACUGGGCAGGGUGUGUGGAGGUGUCGGGGAACCACAGGUCAUCCUCGCCACGUAGUCACUUGGUGGGCUAUGUACCAGGCAUCGUUGAAGGAUGGGGUCAUGGUCCAUGUCAGGACGACCGAUGUGAGGGAGGUGGUCAGUUAAACGGAGGGGACAUUUAAUCUGGAAGCUGAAGGAGAAUCAUCCUAUUUUGGUGAGGGCUGGUGUGAGCCAGGCUGAGGUCACCACCAGCGCAGAGGUAGGCAGGGGCCGGAGUCCCAGGAAGGAGGUGCAGGCCGGGAAGGAGGGAGAGCAGCUGAGGGUCUGGGUGGGCCAGCCAGCAGGUUUUGUCCUGAAUCCCCUGGAGGGGUAAGCAGGGGCUGGGUGGAUGUGGUUUUCAGAGCUUCCCCAGAGGAAGUGCAAACAGGCUGGGCAAGGGCAGGGGACAUGCAGGAGGGCCAGCCUGGACCCAGGGUAUGAAGACCAAGGGCAGAUGGUUCAGGGGCUGGUUGUGCCCAGGUGUGUGGGAAAGUCUGGUGUCUCCUGGAAUUCCGGGCUUAGUCCUUCAGAGCUGGUUGUGCCAGCGCUGGGAGCAGGUGCACUUGGGGGUGGGAUGCCACGGCCUUGAGAGUGGUUUUCACUGGCGUUUUAGUCUGUUCUCGUUUUCUUGAAGUAUUUGAGAGGUAUUGCUCGACUAUAUUCUGGUUUGCUCUGCUUUCGAGAAAAUUGCCCUUGUCCUUCCUUACCUUUGUGUGUGUAUUUACUUGGACAGCUAAGAUUUGUAUCUUUCUCUCUGUUUUAUUUAUUUAUUUUUCAGUUACAGCUCACAUUUAAUAUUAUUUUGUGUUAGUUUUAGGUGUACAAUGUAGGUGGUUUUCUCCCUGGUAUCGAACAGUCUGAGGGAUGGCCUUUCAGACCGGUUUCUUUCACUUGGUGAUGUGCACCUGAGGUUCCCCCGUGCCUUCUCGUGGCUGCAUAGCUCUUUCUUCUUAUUGCUGAGGAGCAUUUCAUUGUCAGAUGGGCCACAGUUUUUCAUCCACUCACCUCCUGAAGGAAGUCUCGCUUGCUUUCAGGCUUGGGCACUUCAUGGGUGAAGCUUCUGUGAACACUUGUGCAGAUAUUUGUUAGGACACAAGCUUUCAACUCAUUUGGGUAAAUACUGGGGAGCUGAAUCUUACGGUAAGAGUGUGUUUAGUGUAGUCAGAAACCACCAAACCGUCUUCCAAAGGGGCUGCACCAUUUGCACUUGCAUCCGUGAUCAAGGAGAGUUCCUGCAGCAGCUCCAGGGUCUGGCGGCACGUGUGCUGGCCUCGGUUUGGAUUUCAGCUGUUCGGAUAGGAGUGUGGUGGUAGCUCAUCGUUUUCUGUAGCUUUUAGAGAUGGGCUCUCAUUGCGUCCCACAAAUGCUCUUCACUCCCUCUCACUGGCCAGGAAGAUCCUUGAGGAUUCCUCCUUCAUUUCUGAAACUUAUUUUUCUUUUUUGGCAGGAUCAGCAUUUUAAAGAUGUUCCCUUGACUCUCGGUUUCUAAUGAGAAAUAGGUCAUUCUUGUGUUUUCCUACAUGAGACCCACCUUUUUUCUUUGUGAUUUCCUUUUUGUCUGGACGCCAGCAUUUGAGUGUGAUGUGCCAGGGGUAGGUCUCCACACGGAACUGGUUGGACCUAAGGACUGCCUUGCGUUGGUGUUGGGCAUCUUGGCUGUUUCUUCCACUAUGUCUGCUGCUAUGUUCUCUCUUCUCCAUUUGGGCCUCUGGUCACACAGGAGAGCACUGGGUAUUGUCCCACAGAUUUCUGUCUGUUUUUUUCUUUCUGGGUUUCUAUUUGGAUAGUUGCUAUGGACUGGUCUUUGAGGUCCCUGGUCCUCUUUUCUGCAGUUUCAUACUGCCAUGCAGCCUAUCCCAAAUCCCCACUGUUGGUUUUCUAUUUCUCUGCUGAAAUUCUCCACGUUUUUCAUCUUUUCCUCUACAUUCUUUAACCUCUUAUAAUGCCCUGUGGUAACACUACUCCUGGGCUGCUACAAGGAGCACAUUGAGGCAGUGGGUGCCUGGCAGAUUAGUGCCCCUUGAGUGUCUGGAGGUCAGGGCCAGGCUGUGCUUUGCCUCACUGCCCAGCAGAGGCAGCUCCUGCCGCACUACCCUGUAGGUAGACUGGCGUCUGCAGCCUCUCCUGAUCUUGGGACCCAGUGGUGGGGGCUCAGAGUAAAAUACCCCCAAAUACCACCCCCCAACCCUGAGCAGUAGUCAGGGAAGGUAGGGUGGGAUGGGGGUGGCUCAGGGGCUGGACUCUCCAUGAAGAAAUAAGCUCUUGUAGAAGGAAUAAGCUGCUCACGGCCUCAUCCUGUGAAAGACCAGCCCGCACUGAGCCCCUGGAGUAGCAGUCACUCUGGUGAUCUCCCGCCCCACGACUAAGUCAUUCAUUAUUCACUAGGUCAGUGGUCGGCAAACUCGUUAGUCAGCAGAGCCAAAUAUCAACAGUCAAUGAUUGAAAUUUCUUUUGAGAGCCAAAUUUUUUUAACUUAAACUAUAUAGGUAGGUACAUUGUUAUUAACUUAAUUAGGGUACUCCUAAGGCUUAGGAAGAGCCACACUCAAGGGGUCAAAGAGCCGCAUGUGGCUUGCGAGCUGCAGUUUGCCGACCAGGGCACUAGGUCACUUUCAUUCAGGAAGCUUUGAUUGAUCAUCUACUCUUUGGGGGACCCUGCCCUCCUGGAGCUGACUCCGGGAAGGAUUCUGACUCUGAUAAGUGGAUAAACAGACACACAAGCUGAGAUGAUGCCAGAGCUUAGAGGAAGGAGGUGGCAGGCUAGGGUAUAGGGCAGGGAGGGCACUGCAGUAGGGGUCAACUGCAGGAAGUAACUUCAUGCAGGACUGAGGGUUCCCAGGAUGCUGACUCGAUGCUGAAGCUGGGAAGGUUUCCUAGACUCAGGUUGUGUGGCGCUCAGGGACAGUAAAGUCCUGGGAGCAGGUCUGGGAUUCUGACUUACAGGUGACCCCAAGUACCUAUUCAGUUAACCUUCCAAUAGUGCUUUUUAAUGAGACUGAGGACCAUCCACCCACUUUGCCUUUCCUGUCCAAACAUACCAUCACAGCCCCCCAGAGGUACAGCCUAGACUGCAGGACCUGUAGCAGGGCUUAGAGCCCCCAGUCUGGGAGCCAACUCCCAGUAUGCUCUUUGAUCCCCAAGAGAAGUAUAGAAAGAGGUGAGUGUGGUGGCUGCACUCGGGUGGCACCUAUGGUGUGCCCAGCACCUUUCUACCCACUUGCCAGGCUUCUUUCCCUUAAUCUCCACAAUACUUUUGAAAACAAACUUGGAGUCCCUCAGGUUGCAUUGAGGCAACAGGGAGAUGAGAACAUAACCUUCUGAGCCCUGAGUGUCACAGCUUGGGAGUGACCAGGCAACACGGAGUUGGUGGGAUCUAUAGGGCAGGUGGGCAUGGUUCCACCAGGUAUAUCAGUCUCCUUCCAACUUUGCCAUCUGCAGGUAAGGGAGAAGCCGUCCAGUCCUGGCUGCCAGCCCAGGCUCUGCACCCUGAGCAGCCCUCGCUGGCUCCAUUUCUUUGUAAAGGGCCAGAAGUGAAAGCUUUUUAAAGUGGGGACCCCAGCUAGCAGGUGUAGAACCCUGACCCCAGUCUUAACACUAAUCCUAAUUCCUACUGCCCUGCUAGAUUUUAAUCCUGACCUUGUCCAGGUAUUUUAAGAACAGGAUGAGAUUGAGGUCAGUGGGGAGGGGCUGAUAACCAACCAGCUCCUCCAGCCUCAUGUCCCUGCUCCAGCCACUCCUGCCUCACCAGGGAUCAGGCCAAGCCCCUUCCUACCCACAGUGUGUGCCUGCCGGAGCCUCCCUGGAGACCCUCCUGGAUCUGACCUUGUAGCACCCACCCAGGCUGUCUCCACCACCAUACCCCACUUUGGCGAGUGUCUCACAGCUCCCCCCAUCCCCCUCCCAGCACACAGUAGGUGCUCAGUAAAGAACCCCUCCAUUUCCUUGAUUCCAAUACAAUGCUGGAAGUGUUGAUGGGCUAUCAACACCGAGAGCGGUAGUCACUCGAUUGAAGCGAGGUUAAAGUGAAAAAAAGUGCAAUA
This is a messenger RNA of Myotis myotis, 6846 nucleotides long. RefSeq names its product MIER family member 2 (gene MIER2). NCBI's taxonomy places the organism in Eukaryota, Metazoa, Chordata, Mammalia, Chiroptera, Vespertilionidae. The transcript has 15 exons. Gene Ontology annotation, molecular function: histone deacetylase binding; transcription corepressor activity. Gene Ontology annotation, biological process: negative regulation of transcription by RNA polymerase II. Bases 206 to 1786 code for a protein of 526 amino acids. The record is from RefSeq and is a predicted model, not a curated record. Gene Ontology annotation, cellular component: nucleoplasm.